Prorocentrum cordatum is the source of this 2876-nucleotide messenger RNA. The record is from the annotation of a GenBank genome assembly. NCBI's taxonomy places the organism in Eukaryota, Dinophyceae, Prorocentrales, Prorocentraceae.
GUCUGGAUCGAUUACUCGUUCCCAGGAAUGAAGGGCACCGAUGAUGCGAUGACGCUGCUGGCGGUCUGCCUGGACUUCGAGCCGUCGGCUAUCGAGAAUGCGAACUUCAUGGGGAAGGGCGCGGCGGAUUGCGGCAUCAAGGUCCUGGCGCAGGCGUUGCAGUACUGGGGCCGCAAGCGCGCGGUGGUGUCGCGUGACCAGGAGAACGCGAUCACGCCGCACGAGACGAGGGCGGUGUUGCAGGUCGGCCCAAGGCUCGAUUCCAAGUCCAAGGGUCCGAUCGGGGCGGCUGGAGGCAGAGUCCAGCAGCUCAUUCGCACACUCGUGUACACCGCCAACGCACACGACAAAGUGGAGCGGAAGCCAAGCGAGCCGAGCAGCAGUUGGUUGGCGAGGCACGUAGGCUGGAUCCUCACGAGGUUUACCGUGAGAGAAGAUGGGCUGACACUAUAUCGUCGGCUCAAAGGACGAGAUUACCACGGUCAGAUCGCAGAGUUCGCGGAGACCGUGAUGCACAAGUUACCCCCAGAAACCGCUGGGAAGAUGGAAGCCAGAUGGGACAAGGGCAUCUGGCUCGGCAAGGCGAACGUCAGCGAUGAGCACAUGAUCGGCACACCACGGGGUCGGGUCUUUGCGAUAUCGAUCGCCAGGGGGCCCGACGAGAAGCGGUGGAACCAUAAUCUCUUCAGCCAGAUCAUCUGCGCACAUUUCGAGCCGAAGGCAACGCUGCUGGCGCAGGAGGCCGUGAGCAGGCCGAGGUACCUGACCAAGGGGAUUCUCAACCGGUUGGGUCGGACACCUGGCUGCCCGGCUUGCGACGAGACGGGCCAGUGCCACACUGCGGAGUGCAGGGCCAGACUGGAGGCUUUGCUGGACGCUGAGGACAUUGCGAAUGGCCUGGCAGCACAGGCAGUAGACGUGGGGAUGGAUCAUGAGGAGGCAAGCGUUGAGAUGAUGGUGCAGGAUCCCGUGGAGAUUACCGAAGGAGUGAAGCGACAGGUCUCAGAGAUGGAGGAGAAGCCCGAGAGCAAGAAGGCGCGCGUAGUCGACGGGCUGGCCGUCAACGUCAUGCCAAUAGAACUGCGCGCGGUGGACCUUGGCGAGUACGCCGCGGAACCGUGCGAGGAGAAGGAUCUUUCCAACGUCAAGGGGACGCUCUCUGGACAGCUGGCUCCCGCAGAGAAGGUUCGAGAAGGAAGAGCUCAAGAGCGUGCCGAGAUGAAAGGGCAUGGAGUGUUCAAGCGGGUUCACGCCACGGAGGCGAAAGGCGAGCGCGCGAGGGGCAACUGGUUGCAGGACUGGAAGGUGGGCACUGACACGGCGCGGUGCAGGUUCGUGGCCAUGCAGGUUGCCUACCAGGCGUGCGACGACACAUUCGCUGGGGCGCCCCCGCUGAAGUUCGCCAGGCUGGCACUGGUGCUGGCAGCGACGCUCAGGAACCACAUGAACGUCUACCUGCUAGGGCUCUGGGACAUCAGCGGCGCGUUCUUCCACGCUGAGAUGGAUGAGGACGUGUGCGUGGCGCCGCCCUCAGGUGAGGAGGGACCGAAUGUCGUUUGGCAGUUGCGGAAGGCGCUGUGUGGGACCAGGAGAGCGAACAAGCUGUUCCAGCACAAGGCCGUGGGGGCGCAUGAGGACCUGAGGUGGCUCGACGAGGUCCUGGAGGCGAAGUUCGAGAGCGACGCGAAGCACGCGAGGACAGUGGUCGAGGUCUACGGGAAGCUACCGGCGGCGAGGGAGAUCCCGCCGGCUUCCAAGAGCAUCAGGAAGGAGGUGCCAACGGCGUUGGACAAGCUGGGCUACGCGGAGAAGAAGCUGUUUCAGUCGGCGGCGCCGACGGCGCUGUACUUGGCAGCAGACAGACCUGACAUCCAGUUCGCGACGAGCUGGAUCAUGCGCGGGAUGCAGGAGCCAUUGGUGCUCCACGAGCUGGAACUGAAGCGGGCGGCUGCCUACUUAGCGACGCACCCGCAGAUGAUGUGGUAUUGUGAGUAUCAGGAGUUACCGAGCGAGGUGACCAUCGUGACGGACUCGGACUGGGCUGGAGAUGAAGCGACGCGCAGGGGCCGUGGAGGAGGUUUCGAGUACGCCGGCAAGGAGAUGGACAUCAAGAUGGCGGUGGCGGUGUGUGGCGACAGCACCUCCGCCAUCGGGAUAUGCUCGAGGCGUGGUGUCGGACGAAUCAGACACCUGGACGUGAAGUACCGGUGGUUGCAGGAGAAAGUGGCCGAGAAAGAAGUGCGCACCGCGAAGGGCUCGGCCUCGCUCGAGCCGCGCUUCCCGUGGCUAGCAGGGGCCGCGGACCGGAAGGCGGAGUGCGACGUGGCCGACGAGUUCUCCUCCGCCCGCGAGCGCCGCACGGCAGCCCCCAGCUGCGCAGACUAUCGCGUGGAGCCCCGCGGCAGCCUGACGCCGCGCAAGUCGACGGAUAGGGUGGAGUACGAUCCUUGCAAUCCCAUCUUCGUGAGACCGGCGACCGAGCUGGAGAAGGUCGACGCCGACCUCGCCUUGCUGAGGCACCAGCUGGCCCGGCUGAGGCCCAUGGUGGCGAGGAGAUGCACCGCGGAGCCUUGCUGCCCAAUAGUGCAGGAUUACCAGCACAAGGUGAGGGAGAUGGAGUUUGCGCUGCAGAGGGCGGAGGGAGUGCGAGCGUGCCUCGUUGCCCUCGCCUCCGACUCGGACCACCCGUGCGGCGAGAGCAGCAGCCCCACCGCCUCGGACCUGGGGCGCGGCGAGGGCAGCCGCUCCACGAGCGAGGCGUCGUCGUGGUCGGACCUCGGCGCCGCGGAGGCCUCGGGGGAUCCCAUCCCGGCCCGCAUGCGAGGAGCAGCAAGCGGCGUGGGCAUGCUCGGGGCCUCCAAUCUCAGCAUCAUCUG